Messenger RNA from Phascolarctos cinereus (koala), 510 nucleotides. RefSeq names its product actin-4-like. The record is from RefSeq and is a predicted model, not a curated record. NCBI's taxonomy places the organism in Eukaryota, Metazoa, Chordata, Mammalia, Diprotodontia, Phascolarctidae.
AUGUGCAAAGCUGGCUCUACAGGAGACAGUGCCCCUUGGGUUGUCUUCCUUUUCAUUGCUCAGCAUCCCAGACAUCAGGGUGUGAUGGUGGGUAUGGGCCAGAAAGACAGCAAUGUGAGGGAUAAGGCCCAACGAAAGAGAGCUAUUCUGACCCUGAAGUACCACAUUGAACAUGGUAUUGUCACCAAUUGGGAUGACAUGGAAAAGAUCUGGCAUCAUACUUUCUAUAAUGAGCUCCAUGUGACCCCUGAAGAACACACUGUGCUGCUUACAGAACCCCACCUGAACCAUAGAGAUAACAGAGAAAAGGAAACUUGGAUUAUGUUAGAAGCUUUCAACACCCCAGCCAUGUAUGUUGCCAUCCAGGCUAUGCUGUCCCUGUAUGCCUUUGGCCAUAGCUCUGGUACUGUAAUAGACUCUGGUGAUAGUGUAACCCAUGUCAUGCCCAUCUAUGAAGUUUAUGCCCUUUCCCAUGUCAUUCUCUGCCUGGAUCUGGCUGGCCAUGAUUGA